Molecule: messenger RNA, 2592 nt
Organism: Eleginops maclovinus (Patagonian blennie)
Lineage: Eukaryota; Metazoa; Chordata; Actinopteri; Perciformes; Eleginopidae
Gene: irx4b
Product: iroquois homeobox 4b
Biological process (GO): neuron differentiation; cell development; regulation of transcription by RNA polymerase II
Cellular component (GO): nucleus
Molecular function (GO): DNA-binding transcription factor activity, RNA polymerase II-specific; RNA polymerase II cis-regulatory region sequence-specific DNA binding
Source: RefSeq, a predicted model, not a curated record
UUAUUUCAGCCAUGGCUUACUCACAGCUGGGAUACUCCUACUCCACCACACCUCAGUUUCUGAUGACCCCCGGCUCUCUGGCCGGUUGUCUAGAGGCCGGAACUCCUCCGCCUCACACGGUGCUGCGCUCCCCUGCCCAUCAGCUCACCUCUGGCCCCGGCAUUGGAGUCUACAGCGGAACUUAUCCAAAGAGCCAAGGUUACUAUAACGCCUGCUCCAGCGACGCCACCGCGCUCUAUUCCAGAGGGGCACUAGAUCCCAAAGAUGGAGCUGCAUCUGUGGGGACAUCUCACACUCCUGGUUACUAUCCCUAUGAAUAUACACUUGGACAAUAUCCAUAUGACAGAUACGGGUAUAACAGCUCUGACGGUGCUUCCCGUCGUAAAAACGCCACCCGGGAGACCACCAGCACCCUGAAGGCUUGGCUGCAGGAGCACCAGAAGAACCCCUACCCCACAAAGGGAGAGAAGAUAAUGCUGGCUAUCAUCACCCGGAUGACCCUGACACAGGUGUCCACAUGGUUUGCAAAUGCACGCAGGAGGCUGAAGAAGGAGAACAAGGUUACGUGGUCACCGCGGCCUUGUAAAAGCUCUGAUGACCGAGGCUGUGAUGAAGACAGCGAUGAAGCGGAGAAGCCACUUAAAAGUGACAAAGACGUUCCUGACCAACAGUGUGCGGACCUGCAGAGCGACCUUGAGGACUUCGACCUGUUGGAGUCGGACGGUUCUGACUCUGAACCGAAGCCACAGUUUCUACGUGAGGACAGUGACGCAAACCCAAACACAGAACACUCACACAGGCAUCUCACACACAACCCAGACAACACACUGCACGGAAAAGACAGAUUGUCCCCAGACUGCCCCAAACUCACACAGGUCCAACAGCAAAACAACACCUUCUAUGCUAAUCAAGACCCGCGCAGUACAGACACAAAGCCCAAAAUCUGGUCCAUCGCUCACACUGCUGCGUCUUUGGAUGGCAGCUUGCAGCCAGAAUACCCCCCCUGCAUGCUGUCGUCGACCGGGUCCUCCUCUCCUGGGUAUCCAUCAAAUAUGGCGCUCACCAAGGCAGAGAGGGAACAGGAGUCGCCAGUCGCCACGCUCAGAGAAUGGGUGGACGGAGUUUUCCACGGUCCUCCUUUCCAGCAGCCCAAACCAGCUGAUGUGUGGAAAGGCUUAAAUGAUGCCAUGUUGACAGCCGGACAGUCCUUUGAACUUGUGAAGUCCUCUUUCUAGUCCAAUCAACGCUUCAUUGACGGGAUAUUUCAAAGACUAAUGGACCCUAAAAAACAAUACCUCUAUGUUUUGUUGUUGUGACUUGACCAAUUCACCAUUUGCUAAUCGCUACCUCUGCUAGCUACUGUUACUACGUCUGUCAAACUUCCAUCCUCACACAGCACAAACGCAGUUUACACAGCAGAUUGACCGAAAAGUUCAACACAUUUUUUCAAUGAAUGGGUUCAUAUAGAAGUAGAAGAAAAGUGCUUUCUCACAACUAGCCAACAACCAUUGCAUAGCAGACUUCAUCUAAAGGCCAGCUUACUUAUUAGCAUAAUGCUAGCUUAUAAGAACACCUUACUCUGACAGACUGUUUCAAUGUGUCUGAAAUAUGCAUGGCUACAUACCUGCGGUUGUACUGAAAAUAAGAGAUUUUUAAACUGUAUGCACUCUGCAAAACGUCAGCAUAUCUUCACCACUUGAUGAUCUAUGUAGGAGACAUUAAGUCCUUUGUAAUGACGACUAACUAAUGCACCUGACAGAUAAAACUUUGUCUCAGGUAUUGUUGACUCGUGAUGCUUCGGGUGUAAACUUUACCAAAUCUGGUUAUGAGCCGCUAACGCUAACUGUAGCCACAACUCUAAUAGCAUAUAAGACUGACUUACAAACAAUGCAAUUCAGUGGAUAUUGUAGUUGUUUGAAGCAACAUUGCAAACACACCAAUAAUUAUGGUUAAUGCUCAUUUAUGAUGUGCUCCUUGGCUUUGCAAGUAACUGGUCACUGUUAUUAGCCGUUAGCUAACCAGACACUCUAAUGAGUUUGCAAAGCAUACAAACUGUUUGAUAUAGUGUAUUUGUUAAACCUUUGCUUGUGUUUCCAAUGUAAAAGAAAGACACCACUCUCUAAACUCUUAGCAGUAUUCCUCUAAAUACAGUUCUAUUCACUGAAAAACUGAAUCGUUGACUUUAAUUAAAUAUAUUAUGUCAACAAAUUGCACAUAACUGUAAUAGGUUAGUUGAAAGCAAUAACAUUAAGUUGAAUCUAAUAUAUAUAUUUUAAACUUAAUAAAAUUGCUUUGAAAUAACACAGUUACGUGCAAUUUGUUGACAUAAUACAUUUAAUUAAAGUCAACAUUUCAGUUUCUUCAGUGUACAUGUGAAGAAAUCAAAAAGUUUGACAGACUUGAUGUACGGUUGGUCUGAUUGGACAAUUUUGAUGUGGGGUAGAGGUUAAGCAAUUGGUUGAUUACCAAUGUAUGAUCCUAUUUUGACAGUCUGAAAAGCCCCAACCCUGUCCCAACUCUUUUGGUCCCCAUCAACGGUCAAAUGUCUUUGAGCAAACUGUGUCACCACACACAUUCCUGCAACAAGGUUGU